CCUUCACCGGCUCCCUCUGAACUCAUAUACCUCCUCAAAACCACGGCUCUAAAGCCAGGCUAGUGGCUGGGAGCUGCAUUGAGGAGAGAGGCACUUGCAGCUUUUGGUUGGCCCCACAGGAUGGAAGACAAGAACAGACUCCAGGAAGUUGUCCUUUGGCCUCCAAAGAUGUGCCAGGCAUGCAUGCGUCCUACCCCAAUAAACAAAUUAAAAAUAAAGGUCGCCAGCACAGAGGAAACCUCUUCUUCCUCUGAGAUCAAGGUCAGCCUGGUCUACAGUGAUUUCCAGGCCUAUCAGGGCUACCAAGCUAUGAGCCAGUCUCAAAUAAAUAUUUAAGAAAGAGUCCUUGGGAGCUGGAGAGAUGGCUCAGAGGUUAAAGGCACUGGCUGCUCUACCAGAGGUCCUGAGUUCAAUUCCCAGUAACCACAUCAUGGCUCACAACCAUCGGUAAUGAGAUCCAGCACCCUCUUCUGGCCCAUAGGGAUACACACAGACAGAACACUGUAUCAAUAAUUUAAAAAAAUGUAGGAAAGAGUCCUUGGGGAAAGGAGACAGAGGAUUUCCCUGUAGGGGCGAGCGGCCUUUUUGAGGUCUGAACUCUUGUGGGUCCUCCACGUGUUUCCGUCCCUGUGAAACCAACGUGACGCAGGCAGAAGCCUACGGUCUCUUUAAGAAACCCGGCUCCGAGAGCCCGAGGAGGCUGAGGUCCCGCCUCCUCCAAGUGCACUGUCCAAUAGUAGCGCUUGGGGGUGGGGCUGGUGCAGCCCGGGGCGCCGGGGUGUGAAGGGCGUCGCCUGCAGUUGAGGUGGGGGCUCCUCUUAAAGGGGCCGCGCACCCCUGCCGCUGCCGGGCGGAGUUUGGGGGCUUCGGAACGGAGAUUCCUGCUGCUCAGUGCGAAGGGCGGAUGACUGGUGGAUUGAAGGAUGAAGACCAGAGACCGUCAGGCAUUGCCUUGAACCACACAGCUCACCCUUAGCCUGUUUUGCGCUCCUUUCUGCUCUGUUCUUCGUCCAGAGUCGUCAUGGCCUUCUGCACACAGCUGAUGCUCCUCCUGUGGAAAAAUUACACGUAUCGAAGGAGACAACCGAUCCAGCUACUGGUGGAACUACUGUGGCCUCUCUUCCUCUUCUUCAUCCUGGUGGCCGUCCGCCACUCCCACCCCCCACUGGAGCACCAUGAAUGCCACUUUCCAAACAAGCCGCUACCAUCUGCUGGCACCCUGCCCUGGCUGCAGGGCCUUAUCUGCAACGUGAACAACUCCUGUUUCCAGCAGCCAACGCCUGGCGAGAAGCCGGGGGUCCUGAGCAACUUUAAGGAUUCCCUGGUCUCGAGGCUCCUUACCGAUGCUCGUGCAGUGCUGGGGGGCCGCCGCAUUCGGGAGAUGCUGGCUGCCCUGGGGAAACUGAUGCCCCUGCUCAGAGCCAUGGGAGGUGGAGCCUGGCCACCAGAGAAUAACUUACCGAACAAGCAAACAUCAGUGACCGCUGAGCUCAAAAAGAUCCUGCAAGGGGCAUCCCUGGGACCUGUGCUGGGUGAAACCCGGGAUUCCAUGAGGGAGUUCUUGAAUGCCACCGGGGAGCUUAUGCAGGAGCUCCUGAUGCUGCCCAGCCUGCUGGAACUCCGAGCUUUGCUGCAGAGGCCCCGAGGGUCAGCUGGUUCGCUGGAGCUGGUUUCAGAGGUCUUUUGCAGUACCAAGGGGCCCAGCAGCCCAGGGGGCCUCUCCCUCAAUUGGUAUGACGCCAGCCAGCUCAACGAGUUCAUGGGUCCAGAGCUGGCCUCUGCCCAGCCUGACAUCAGCCUCAGCCCUGCCUGCUCCAAGUUCAUGGGGACUCUAGGUGACCAUCCUGUGUCGCGGCUGCUCUGGAGGCGCCUGAAGCCAUUGAUCCUCGGGAAAAUCCUCUUUGCCCCUGACACAAACUUUACCCGUAAGCUUAUGACCCAGGUGAACCAGACCUUUGAGGAGCUGGCUCUGUUGAGGGACCUACAAGAGGUCUGGGAGAUGUUAGGACCCCAGAUCUUCAACUUCAUGAAUGACAGUUCAAACAUGGCCAUGCUUCAGAGGCUGCUGGAAGUGGUGUACUCAGGGCCAGGGCAGGAGCAGCAGACACCCAGAGGCCAGAAGCAGUUGGUGACUAUCAGAGAUUUUCUGGACCCUAAGAGGGGUGGCUACAGCUGGCGGGAGGCCCACGCGGACAUAGGGCACCUGGCAGGAAUACUGGGCCAAAUCACAGAGUGUGUGUCCCUAGACAAGCUGGAGGCUGUGCCCUCAGAGGCAGCUCUUGUGUCCCGUGCCCUGGAGCUGCUGGGUGAGCGCCGCCUCUGGGCAGGCAUCGUCUUCCUGAGUCCUAAGGACCCCCUGGGUCCAUCUGAGCUGUCACCUCCAGCCUUGGGUCCUGGCCACCUGCGAUUCAAGAUCAGAAUGGAUAUCGAUGAUGUCACAAGGACCAAUAAGAUCAGAGACAAGUUUUGGGACCCCGGGCCAUCGGCAGACCCUCUCAUGGACCUUCGAUAUGUGUGGGGUGGCUUCGUGUACCUGCAGGACAUGCUGGAGCAGGCAGCCGUGCGUGUUCUGAGUGGAGGGAACUGGCGCACAGGCCUCUAUCUGCAGCAGAUGCCUCACCCCUGCUAUGUGGAUGACGUGUUCCUGCGCGUGCUGAGCCGGUCUCUGCCUUUGUUUCUGACUCUGGCCUGGAUCUAUUCGGUGGCGCUCACCGUGAAGGCAGUGGUACGCGAGAAAGAGACACGGCUGCGAGAAACCAUGCGCGCCAUGGGGCUGAGCCGCGCGGUGCUCUGGCUUGGCUGGUUCCUCAGCUGCCUGGGACCCUUCCUGGUCAGUGCCGCGUUGCUGGUGUUGGUGCUCAAGCUAGGGGACAUCCUUCCUUAUAGCCACCCGGUUGUCGUCUUCUUCUUCUUGGCGGCCUUUGCGGUGGCCACCGUGGCUCAGAGUUUUCUGCUCAGCGCCUUCUUCUCGAGGGCCAACCUGGCAGCUGCCUGUGGGGGCCUCGCCUACUUCUCCUUCUACCUGCCCUACGUGCUGUGUGUCGCCUGGCGCGAGCGCCUGCCCCUGGGCGGCCUUGUAGCAGCGAGCCUGCUGUCUCCCGUGGCCUUCGGCUUUGGAUGUGAAGGCCUAGCACUGCUGGAGGAGCAGGGGGAUGGGGCUCAGUGGCACAAUUUGAGCAGGAGCCCCGCGGAGGAUGUCUUCAGUCUGGCGCAGGUGUCCGCCUUCCUGUUGCUGGACGCCGCCAUCUACGGCCUCGCCCUCUGGUACCUGGAGGCCGUGUACCCAGGCCAGUAUGGGAUACCUGAACCAUGGAAUUUCCCCUUUCGGAGGAGCUACUGGUGUGGGCCUGGACCUCCCCAGGGUUCUGUCUUGGCCCCAGACCCACAAGAUGCCAAGGCUCUGGUGGAAGAGCCACCGCCUGGCCUCACUCCUGGAGUCUCCAUCCGUGGCCUGAAGAAGCACUUUCACGGCUGUCCACAGCCAGCCCUACGAGGACUUAGCCUUGAUUUCUACCAAGGCCACAUCACUGCCUUUUUGGGUCACAACGGAGCUGGCAAGACAACUACACUGUCCAUCUUGAGUGGUCUUUUCCCACCCAGUGGUGGCUCAGCUUCCAUACUGGGCUAUGAUGUGCAGACCAACAUGGCAGCCAUCCGACCCCACCUGGGCAUCUGUCCACAGUACAACGUGCUGUUCGACAUGCUGACCGUGGAAGAGCACGUGUGGUUCUACGGCCGACUGAGAGGUGUGCGUGCGGCUGCCCUGGGCCCCGAGCAGGAGCGUCUGAUACAGGACGUGGGGCUUACCCCCAAGCGGGACACGCAGACACAGCACCUCUCCGGUGGAAUGCAGCGAAAACUGUCUGUGGCCAUUGCCUUUGUGGGUGGCUCUCGUGUAGUUAUCCUGGAUGAGCCAACUGCUGGCGUGGACCCCACUUCCCGGCGUGGCAUUUGGGAAUUGCUGCUUAAGUACAGAGAAGAUCGCACGCUCAUCCUCUCCACGCACCACCUGGAUGAGGCGGAGCUCCUGGGAGAUCGCGUGGCCAUGGUGGCAAACGGCUCUUUGUGCUGCUGUGGCUCCCCGCUUUUCUUGCGCCGACACUUGGGCUGCGGUUACUACCUGACCCUGGUGAAGAGUGCCCGGUUCCUCCACACCCAGGACUCGAAGGGAGACAGUGGUGACCCCAGCCAGGAGCAGAAGCCAGACAGCAAGGACAACAUGGCAGUGUCCACAGGGACGACCCUCACCCAGGCCCUAGCUCCUGAUGCAGCCCCCCUCACCCCAAGUACACCCCAGAUACUAGACCUAGUGCAGCGUCAUGUUCCUGGAGCUCGGCUGGUGGAGGAACUGCCCCACGAGCUGGUGCUGGCACUGCCCUAUGCGGGGGCCCUGGAUGGCAGCUUUGCCAUGGUCUUCCAAGAAUUGGAUCAGCAGCUGGCAUCUCUGGGGCUCGCUGGCUACGGGGUCUCAGACACCAGCCUGGAGGAGAUCUUCCUAAAGGUGGUGGAGGACGCACACAGAGAAAGUAGUGACCUCAGACAGCACCUGCACCCUCACUCGGCCACUCUGCAGCCCCACACAGGGCCAGAGGCUUCCGCCCUGGAAAACGGGGAGCUGGGUGAGUCUCUCGCACACUUGCCACUCCCACUGUCAUCCCAAGGCACCGGAGGAGUUCGGGAGUUUAACCUCCCAUCCCCCACAGCCAGGUUGAUGUUGGAGCCCCAGGCCCUACAGGGCUCCACGGCCAGCACUGCCCUGGUGCGGGGCUGGGCACUGACUUGCCAACAGCUCCGGGCUCUGCUCCACAAGCGUCUUCUGCUGGCCCGCCGCAGCCACUGGGGCCUGUUUGCACAGGUGAUAUGUGACUGUCCUGGGUGUCUGGGGAGCCACGGGAGAGGGAGCAGGGUAGGAUGUGUGGAGGUGGGUGCUGACAGCCUUGUCCUCCAGAUUGUGCUGCCUGCUCUCUUUGUGGGCCUAGCCCUGCUCUUCAGCCUCAUUGUCCCUCCGUUUGGCCAGUACCCGCCCCUGCAGCUCAGCCCCGCCAUGUACGGCCCCCAGGUCUCCUUCUUCAGUGAGGACGCCCCUGGGGACCCCAACCGGGUGAAGCUGCUGGAGGCCCUGCUGGGGGAGGCCGGGCUGCAGGACCCCAGUGUGCAGGGCGGAGCUGCCAGGGGAUUCGAGUGCACAGACUCCGUGGCCUGCUACUUCUCCGUCCCUGAGGUCCCUGCGGAUGUGGCCAGCAUCCUGGCCAGCGGCAACUGGACUCCAGAGUCUCCGUCCCCAGCCUGCCAAUGCAGCCAACCUGGAGUACGCCGCCUGCUGCCGGACUGCCCAGUGGGAGCUGGGGGGCCGCCGCCACCACAGGCAGUGGCUGGCUUGGGGGAGGUGGUCCAGAACCUCACUGGCCGAAAUGUGUCUGACUUCCUGGUGAAGACUUACCCCAGCCUGGUGCGCCGGGGCCUGAAGACUAAGAAGUGGGUGGAUGAGGUCAGAUACGGGGGCUUCUCCCUGGCAGGCCGAGACCCAGACCUGCCCUCAGGGCGUGAAGUGGCCCACACAGUGGCAGAGAUGCGAGCACUGCUGACCCCCGAACCCGGCAGUGCCCUAGACCGUAUCCUGAACAACCUUACUCAGUGGGCCCUCAGCCUGGAUGCCCAGAGCAGCCUCAAGAUCUGGUUCAACAACAAGGGCUGGCAUGCCAUGGUGGCCUUCGUGAACCGAGCCAACAAUGGACUCCUACAUGCCCUCCUACCGUCUGCCACAGCCCGCCGUGCCCACAGCAUCACUACGCUCAACCAUCCUCUGAACCUGACCAAGAAGCAGCUGUCUGAGGCCGCACUAAUGACCUCCUCAGUGGACAUCCUUGUCUCUAUAUGCGUGGUCUUCGCCAUGUCCUUCGUCCCAGCCAGCUUCACCCUGGUCCUUAUUGAAGAACGUGUCACCAGAGCCAAACACCUGCAGCUGGUCAGCGGCCUGCCCCAAACCCUCUACUGGCUCGGCAAUUUCCUCUGGGACAUGUGUAACUACUUGGUGGCAGUGUGCAUAGUGGUGCUCAUCUUCCUGGCCUUUCAGCAGAGGGCCUAUGUGUCCCCACAGAACCUGCCCGCUCUCCUGCUCCUACUACUGCUAUAUGGCUGGUCUAUCACGCCUCUCAUGUACCCAGCCUCCUUCUUCUUCUCGGUGCCCAGUACAGCCUAUGUGGUGCUCACCUGCAUCAACCUCUUCAUUGGCAUCAACAGCAGCAUGGCCACCUUUGUGCUAGAACUGCUUUCAGAUCAGAACCUUCAAGAAGUGAGCCGGAUUCUGAAGCAAGUGUUUCUUAUCUUCCCUCACUUCUGCCUGGGCCGAGGGCUUAUUGAUAUGGUGCGGAACCAGGCUAUGGCGGAUGCCUUUGAACGCUUGGGAGACAAGCAAUUCCAGUCACCCCUACACUGGGACAUCAUCGGCAAGAACCUUCUGGCCAUGGUGGCCCAGGGGCCCCUGUUCCUCCUCGUCACACUCCUGCUCCAGCACCGCAGCCACCUCCUGCCACAACCCAAACCGAGACUGCUGCCACCCCUGGGGGAGGAGGAUGAGGAUGUGGCUCGAGAGAGGGAGCGAGUGACCAAGGGGGCCACCAAGGGGGACCUGCUGGUCCUCCGGGACCUGACCAAGGUGUACUGUGGGCAGAAGAGCCCUGCUGUGGAUCGCCUGUGCCUGGGGAUCCCCCCUGGAGAGUGUUUUGGGCUGCUGGGCGUCAACGGGGCAGGGAAGACAUCUACCUUCCGCAUGGUGACAGGGGACACGCUACCCAGCAGUGGCGAAGCGGUGCUUGCAGGCUACAACGUGGCCCAGGAUCCAGCUGCCGCACACCGCAGCAUGGGCUACUGUCCCCAGUCUGAUGCCAUCUUCGACCUGUUGACUGGCCGGGAACACCUGGAGCUAUUUGCGCGCCUGCGCGGGGUACCCAAGGCCCAGGUUGCCCAGACAGCGCUCUCGGGCCUAGUGCGCCUGGGCCUUCCUAGCUAUGCAGACAGACCUGCGGGUACCUACAGCGGAGGCAACAAGCGGAAGCUGGCGGCAGCCCUGGCUCUGGUUGGGGACCCGGCCGUGGUCUUUCUGGACGAGCCCACCACAGGCAUGGACCCAAGUGCACGGCGAUUUCUUUGGAACAGCUUGCUGUCCGUGGUGCGCGAGGGCCGCUCCGUGGUACUCACGUCACACAGCAUGGAAGAGUGCGAAGCGCUCUGCACGCGCCUGGCCAUCAUGGUGAACGGCAGGUUCCGUUGUCUGGGAAGCGCUCAACAUCUCAAAGGCAGGUUCGGGGCCGGUCACACAAUGACCCUCCGGGUCCCACCGGAUCAGGCCGAACCAGCGAUAGCCUUUCUCGUGGCCACAUUCCCGGGUGCUCAGCUUCGGGAGACGCAUGGCAGCCGGCUGCGAUUCCAGCUGCCACCUGGGGGCGGCUGCACACUGGCACGGAUUUUCCGCGAGCUGGCCGCGCAGGGCAAGGACCACGGUGUGGAGGACUUCUCAGUUAGCCAGACCACUCUGGAGGAGGUGUUCCUGCAUUUCUCCAAAGACCAAGGGGAAGAAGAGGAGGACAGUCAGCGGGAGCCUGGAGCCGAGAAGGUUUCCACACAGGGCCUGAAGCACCCCAAACGUAUCAAGCAAUUCCUGGAAGACCCUAGCUCUGUGGAGACCAUGCUCUGAGCAUGUCUGCCUUGGGUUGAGUGGUCCUUGAGCCAUACACUGGCUCCCUGGGGAAAUAAAGAGAACCAAGAAGA
This is a messenger RNA of Alexandromys fortis (reed vole), 7767 nucleotides long. RefSeq names its product ATP binding cassette subfamily A member 7 (gene Abca7). Bases 1022 to 7693 code for a protein of 2223 amino acids. The transcript has 45 exons. Gene Ontology annotation, cellular component: membrane; intracellular membrane-bounded organelle. Lineage: Eukaryota; Metazoa; Chordata; Mammalia; Rodentia; Cricetidae. Gene Ontology annotation, biological process: phospholipid efflux; transmembrane transport; cholesterol efflux. The record is from RefSeq and is a predicted model, not a curated record. Gene Ontology annotation, molecular function: ABC-type transporter activity; ATP hydrolysis activity; phosphatidylcholine floppase activity.